AUGGCCACUGUUCACCCCUCUCGCAUGGGGCUAGUCCCACAGGAUCGAAAAGACGCUUAUGACACUGAACGACGUCACCCGCGCUCACGUUCGAAGAGAUACAGUGAUAGAGGGAGGGAAAGAGGGAGGGAAAGACACGGAGAGGGGCCAGACGGCUAUAGUAGGGGGCGCAACAAGCAAAGAAGUCGGAGCGGCGAACGACCACGCUCAUUCUCCCGGCAUCAGGAUGGCAGGGAUAUGGAGCGCCAGAGCGAGAACCAGGACCGCCGAGAAACACGACGUGCCAGUCCCGAGUAUUCAGACUACAAACGCCCCCCCUCACCAGGCCAAGCGGCACCCUGGAGACAGCAAGAAAACAUGUACCCUCCACGUCAUUAUCGGGAUCGGCCACCGCACGGAUAUGGCAUACAAAGCACAGAUUACUUGGAGAGUCGGCGUCUGCAAAGAGAGGCUUCCACCGUCAGUAUCUGGCCACCUUCACCCAAACGGCCUGCGAGGCAAUUGUCACCAGUGGGAUCCUCUCGCAGGAAAUCCAAACGCGACCGCCCAGAAACAUCCAGCGACUUGGACACUGAUUCCGAAUCUGAGUAUGACAGGCGGCGUCGUGAGCGUAAAGAACGCAAACGUCGAAAGCACAGGGAAAAGACAGAGAAGAAAGGACGGAAGCAUGAACGGCCACGGAGCUACGAAGGCAGCGGUGACGAUGUUGACCGGCGCCCCAGGAAGUCAAGGAGCAAGAGCAAGAGUCAACAACCUCGCAGUCCCAGUCCGAGCAGGACGCCGUCCACUCCGGCAGGUUCUGAGGAAGAGGAGUGGGUUGAGAAGCCCAUUACUGCUUCGAUUAUUUCGUCGUCUCAAUCGAAGAACAACAUGCCACCUCCUGCAACCAUCCCUACGCGCAUGGGUACAGCGCCAACAUCGACGUUUGUAAACCUCGAUACCGGUGCUAAAGACGACGACGACGACUCUGGUGAAGAAGUUGGUCCACAGCCGUUGAUCAAGGUCAACACCACGAAGAAGGUGGACGAACGUGCUUAUGGUAGUGCCCUGCUACGUGGUGAGGGCAGUGCGAUGGCUGCCUUCCUGCAAGACAGCACAGACACACGUAUCCCUCGUCGUGGCGAGAUUGGGUUAACUUCGGACGAGAUCGCAUCAUUCGAAGCCGUCGGCUAUGUUAUGAGCGGUAGCAGGCACAAGCGUAUGAAUGCAGUGCGUAUGAGAAAGGAAAACCAGGUCAUUAGCGCAGAGGAGAAGAGGGGUAUAUUGAAGUUGCAGAGAGAAGAGCGGGCGAGGAGAGAAACCAUACUUAGGGAAGAGUUCAGCGAACUCGUCCAUGAGAAACUCAAAGCUCCAGAGGCGAAGCCAAGGCAGUAA
Pisolithus orientalis is the source of this 1374-nucleotide messenger RNA. RefSeq names its product ras-induced vulval development antagonist-domain-containing protein. Gene Ontology annotation, cellular component: nucleus. NCBI's taxonomy places the organism in Eukaryota, Fungi, Basidiomycota, Agaricomycetes, Boletales, Pisolithaceae. The transcript has 4 exons. Gene Ontology annotation, biological process: regulation of gene expression. Gene Ontology annotation, molecular function: chromatin binding. The record is from RefSeq and is a predicted model, not a curated record. Bases 1 to 1374 code for a protein of 457 amino acids.